Molecule: messenger RNA, 1731 nt
Organism: Ruditapes philippinarum (Manila clam)
Lineage: Eukaryota; Metazoa; Mollusca; Bivalvia; Venerida; Veneridae
Product: heat shock 70 kDa protein 12B-like
Exons: 5
Source: RefSeq, a predicted model, not a curated record
GAUUUCUUCUUUUAAAGACAUAAACAAGAUCUUGUAAAUGAUAUACAGUUUUUGUUAUUAUUACCUAGGAAACAGGUUUUUAAUUUGCACUCAUUCAAGAAGAGUUUGUUUGAACAUCAUUGGAAGCUUUAAUGAUAUUAUUUAUCAAAUGUAGUUAACAUAAAUUAAACCGAAUGAUUCUGCCAACUUUUUAUUGUUUUCUAAUCUUAGUUUGACCUUAAUCUCUGCAUCUGAGAUUUGGUAAAAUAGUACAUCUGGUGAAAUAGAAAAAGUGCAUUCAAAAUUCUAUGAAAUGAAACUGAGUGUAAAUAUAAGUAUCCCUAACACAACAUUUUUGUGAACUUGUCUGUAAGCCUUGUAUGUUUUUAAAUAUUUUAAAAUGUUGAAUGAAAACAAAGUUAUAUUCUAUUUAAGGAAGCCAAAAUAUUUGAAAAACGAUAGUUUGAAUGAUUGUUAUAAUGGUAAAACAGACUUGAACAAUCAGUUUUAUUUUAACCAGUAUUGCUUUCAUCAAAUUUCGAAUAAUGUUAUGCACAUAAAUGAUCAAUUGUUUAUACCAAUGUUGCUCUUGACAUGUAGAAAAACAAAAUAAUUGUGUUUAAGAAUUAUUUUCAAAUAAUUGGCAGUCUUUUAUUGACACUCAAAGGUCAAUUUCAGACCCAAGCUUGUGAGGCCCUUGUCAAGUUUUAGUAACUUUUAUCAUUGUUACUCGAAUGCAUAAAAUACCAUCAAGUUUCGAUAAAGUAAAAAUUGUCAUCCGGCCAAGCAAUGCGCGAAAUUCUCUCGGCUCUAGGUUUACGCUGUUGUUUUGCAUUCUGAGCCAGGGGUCACGCCAGCUGUUAUGUAUACAUCGUCUGUGUUGCAACUCAAUAAACGCACGAUGGAAUACCCGGAACUGUCCGCGUAUUAUUUUUGCAAGAUACAAUAAUUAUUACCCAAUUAAACAGCCGAAGUUGUCCCGCUUGUGUAUUAAGGAAGUAUAUUCUAUUCUAGGAAUAAUCGAUCAAAGUUGGAGGUGAAGGUUUUAGUACAGUAUUUCGGCAGGUAAGCUUUAAGACUGGAAAAUGAGUUCUGUUCUUGUAGCAGCGAUUGAUUUUGGAACGACGUAUUCCGGAUGGGCCUUUUCUUUCAAGCAUGACUUUGAUAAGGAUCCAACAAAAGUUUCGGCCAAAAAUUGGAUCGGCGAUCAACUCGUCUCGGCAAAAGCACCAACAUGUGUUCUGAUUAAACCGGAUGGGGAAACGUUGGAUUCAUUUGGAUAUGCUGCAGAGACCAAGUAUGCGGAACUUGCAGUAGAAGGGACUCACAAACCAUGGUACUACUUCCGGAGGUUUAAAAUGAUGCUGUAUGAUAAAAUGAGAAUUCGAAGACACGUCAUGCUUGAAGAUGAAACAGGAAAACGAUUACCUGCAAAAACAGUGUUCUCACUUGCUAUUGAAUUCCUGAAAGAAGAUCUUUUGGAAAAUUGUCAAAAACAAAUAGCAGAUGUCUUAACAAAAGAUUAUAUUAAAUGGGUUCUAACAGUGCCUGCAAUAUGGAAUGAUGGAGCAAAACAGUUUAUGAGAGAAGCGGCAGAACAAGCCGGCAUUCAAGGAUCGAAAUUAAAGAUUGCACUUGAACCGGAAACAGCUUCCCUCUACUGUCGAUAUUUACCCGUUCAGAAAGGCCAAGAAGAUAAUUCCUUAGCUUCAUUCGAACCGGGGACGAAAUAUAUUGUCUUAGAUGCUGGAG